AUGGAGGAAAGAUUCCUCAAAAUGAUUCCCAAGGAAUGCGAAAUUUGCAAGCGCAAGGACAAGCUGCUGCGCUGCGGAGGAUGUAGCACCUACUACUACUGCAGUCGCGAGCACCAGGUAGCAGACCGGCGUACCCACAAGGGAACUUGCAAGCAGAUCAAGGACGCCAAGGAAUCGAUGGACGCGGGAGAGGCAAGGUCGCUCGCCCAAAUUCCAAAUUACAUGGAGACGUUCCCCGGCAACCUCUGGCAACCGAUUUUCGGCCGACUGUAUUUGUACACCGUCUACCACUACGGCGAGACGCUUCUCCGCUCCUGGCAACAGCAAGGUAUCGAGGACGGAUUGGACGUCUUCCUCAGACUGCUGCAGUUGAACCACGCCGAUCAUCAAAGCGUGAGCGACCUGGUUGCGCCCCUGUACAUCCGGCUUGGCCGCGAUCAGGAAGCCUACGACUUCCUCAAGUACUGGGGCCUCCACUUCAGAGGUUUGCUUCAGCCGGAACAGCCCUUCCUGGGCGUCAAAAACGCCGAUCCAUACGAGGGGGUCGAGCUCUGGGCGAACUCGGAAUCCAUGCCGCUCGCGCGGGCCGCGAUCGUCAUGUUGAUCAAAAUCCGCCUGAUGACCGGCCUUCAAUCCGGCGAGAACGUGGCUGCCAUGUCGGGCCGCGAGGUGCUCGACUGGCUUCGCGACGACUUGCGCCCCUUCUGCGGGGACAUCUUUGAGCGCGAUCCCGAGGUUCUCGGCAACGAUGCUCUCCUGGACGAGAAGCAUUCCAUGGUGGCCGAGCAGAUUGGGACGCUCUUCAAGGCCAUCGGGGAUUACAAUCCUCUCUACUGGGCCAGCAUGCUAGGCCCGGAAGAAGAGGAUUUCGCAUCCCAGAAGACAGGCAUUCACCCGCCCGGAUCCCCAGAAGAGGCGAAAUUGGCCUUUGUGCGGACCUGCUUGGCGUGGUCCGAGACUGAUGGGGCAAUUCAGGGCCUGCGGAACGUCUUGAGCAACAGCCUUGGGGACUAA
Messenger RNA from Canariomyces notabilis, 1014 nucleotides. RefSeq lists its product as uncharacterized. The transcript has 2 exons. The record is from RefSeq and is a predicted model, not a curated record. NCBI's taxonomy places the organism in Eukaryota, Fungi, Ascomycota, Sordariomycetes, Sordariales, Chaetomiaceae. The coding region runs from base 1 to 1014 and encodes 337 amino acids.